AUGUCUCAUGUUGCACAUGAUGCAUGUGGUGUAGAUGUUUUCCUUUGUUUUAAUCCUCAAUCUCAUCCAUGUUCAGCCGUAGCAACCAUAAUUAAACAUCGAUGUUCAAAACGAGAAAUUAUUUAUCAAACAUCGGAGAAUAUUGAUUUUACAAAAAAUUGGUAUGAAUUCAUACCAGUUCAAAUUCUUCGUUCAAAGAUAUUUGUUCCAAUCAUUGAUGAUCAAUGGUAUUCAUCAUUUUGGUGUUCAUGGAUGCUUUUAUUUGCUAGUGAACAUGAAGAUCGUUCUCGUCUUCCAUUAAUUAUGCCUGUUAUUUUACCAUCACAUAAUGAGCAAUUAUCGAAAAGACUUAUUGAAAAAUUAACAAAAAACUACAAAGGAACUGUCUUGCUUAGUGACCAUGAACCAAUUAAACAAUCACUUGAAUUAUUUUUUAAAUCAAUAGAAUUAACAAUUCAUACACCAGAAUGGUUAUUACAAGGACAAAAAUCUAAACGAUAUGUUGAUAGUGAACGACCAUUAACUUCUAAUGAAUUUAAUUUUUUAAAUGAAAUGAGACAUAAAGAAAUAUUACUUAUGAAAGAUUUAUCAACACAACAAGAACAAAAAUUAUUAAUUAGUAAAAAAACUCGUCAACAUAAUCAACAUGUUGCAUUAUCAAUAUUAUACGAUCAAUUACCAAUAUUUUUACUUUCAGCAAUGUAUGAAAAUUAUCAUAUAACAUGGUUUGAUGUUGUUACAAUUGAUCGACGACAUUAUUUUACAUUUAUAUGGGAAGAUAAUUCACAAUUUCAAAAUCGUACAUCAAUUAUAUUUUAUAAUUUAAAUCCAUCACAAUUUCAUGAAUUAACAUUAAAAAUGAAUCGUUAUCAAUUUGAUUUAAUACAUUUUGAUGUCUAUUGUCAUAGUCAUGAAAAUAUGUUUCGAUAUAUAUGUUUAUUUUUACGUGAUAAUACAAAUCGAUCAUAUAAUAAAUUAUGUGCACCUGUUAUAUCAGAUCGAUGGUUAAAAGAAUUAAAACCAAAUGCUAUUAAUAUACGUCCAUUAGUAUUAUGUGGAAAUUUAUAUUAUUCAAAUUUAUUUACAUUUAAAGGAUAUGAUCAUAAUAGACAUUAUCGUAUAGAUUUAACUGAUCAUGAAUUACUUGAAGAACAUACAAAAUUAUUAAUAGAUAAUUUUAAAUUAGUUGAUUUAAAAGUUUAUCAUUUAAAUAAUGGUGAUUAUCGUUUUGUUGCAUUAUGGACAAAGGAACAAGAAGGUUCAUCAAUGUUAUUACUUGGUUUAACAUAUGAUGAAUUAAUUACACGUUUAAAUGAAAAACAAUUACGUUCAAGUAUUAUUGCUAAUUAUGGUUUAUUAGCUGAUGGACAACAAUGUUUUGCACUUGUUUGUAAUCAGUACGAUACGAGUUGGUAA
Adineta steineri is the source of this 1416-nucleotide messenger RNA. NCBI's taxonomy places the organism in Eukaryota, Metazoa, Rotifera, Eurotatoria, Adinetida, Adinetidae. The record is from the annotation of a GenBank genome assembly.